AUUUUUAUGUAAUAUUAUUUGAUUUUGUGCUAAAAGUUCGGGAUUUUCAGCCAUUAAACUUGAUUUGUUAAUGAGUUUGAGGAGUACCCAGAUUGAGAUAUUGAGGGAGAAAGGAGGGUUAAUUAGGGAAACUCUUGGUUUCCCAGGAAAAUACAGGAUUUCCCAUUUGGUUAAUGAUAAAAAAUUUGCAAAGCGGAGCCUCCAUUAAAGAUUCUCGUAAGAAUUCAGGUUCCCCUGUUUUGAAAACUUCGGUUUAUACCGUUAAAAUAUGGGCUGUAUUUGUUCAAAGGGAGCAUCGGAAAAGGAUGUAGCCGAAGAAUACGAGAAAGGAAAUGAAUUGGCAAAGGCAACUUCGGUUCAACUGGUCGCUCCUCCGUCUCAAAAGAGAGAAAAUUUUUUGGUUGAGGUUAAUGGCGAUGGCUCGGUGCGUCCUUUAUCUCGGGCGACUUCAAGAGCCAACGCCUCUCAGACCUCUGGCUCUAUUCACAGAAAGCCCAAGGAAGACGACAACAGAGUAGUGGUCGUCGAAGGACCCUCGAUUGAUCAUCACCAGAGAUUGGCCACCAUGGAGUUGAGCUCCAGUAAAUCAAAACCACAGAUGACUAGGAUAGUUAGUGUCGUUAAUGGAAACAGCAAUGGUAGUGGAGGAAGGGACCCGAAUGAAGAGGCGGGUUGGCCGUCGUGGUUGACCUCCGUUGCCGGAGACGCCAUCAAAGGGUGGGCCCCUCGUAAGGCAGAGUCAUUUGCGAAGUUAGACAAAAUUGGACAAGGAACAUACAGCAGUGUAUAUAAGGCUCGAGACCUUGAAACUGGUAAAAUUGUUGCACUAAAGAAAGUUCGAUUUGUUAAUAUGGAUCCAGAGAGCGUGCGUUUUAUGGCAAGAGAAAUCCAUAUCUUGCGUAGACUUGACCAUCCAAAUGUUAUGAAGCUGGAGGGUUUAGUUACUUCCAGAAUGUCACGCAGCUUAUACCUUGUUUUUGAGUACAUGGACCAUGAUCUUGCUGGGAUUGCAGCAACCCCAGGCAUCAAGUUCACUGAAUCUCAGAUAAAAUGCUACAUGCAACAAUUGCUUCGUGGACUUGAGCACUGUCAUAGUCGUGGUGUUCUGCACCGUGACAUUAAAGGAUCAAAUAUUUUGAUUGACAACAAUGGAGUUCUCAAGAUUGGAGACUUUGGUCUGGCGACCUUUUACGACCAGAAUCAGCCAAUGACUAGUCGUGUGGUGACUCUGUGGUAUAGACCACCUGAGCUUCUGCUUGGUUCCACAGAGUACGGACCUGCAAUUGAUUUGUGGAGCGUUGGUUGUAUUCUUGCAGAAAUGUAUGCAGGGAAACCAAUUAUGCCUGGCAGAACAGAGGUAGAACAAAUGCAUAAGAUUUUCAAACUUUGUGGUUCACCAUCAGAAGACUUCUGGCAGAAAACAAGGUUACCACAUGCAACUAGCUUCAAGCCCCAACAACCGUACAAGCGACGUCUUCCAGAAACAUUCAAAGACUUCCCUUCUUUUGCCAUGGCUCUUGUUGAUAAACUCCUCGCAAUCGAACCAAAAGAUCGUGGAUCGGCAGCAACUGCACUUGCAAGUGAUUUCUUCACAACAGAGCCCCUCCCUUGUGAUCCAUCUAGUUUACCCAAGUAUCCUCCGAGCAAGGAGAUUGAUGCCAAGCUUCGCAAUGAGGAAGCAAGAAGGCGCAGAGCAGAUACUGUAAAAGGACGUGGUCCUGAAUCUGUUAGAAGGGGUUCAAGAGACGCCAACCAAUUGCCAACACCAGAAUUCGAGGACGACGAAGACACUUCUAUGCAGAAACAUUCGAACGCAAAAACCUCCAGUCAUAAGUACAGCAGCCCCCCGGAGGAUGGCGGAUCAGGUUUUCGAAUGGAACCUCCUAGAGGAGAAAGACAGAAUGGAUAUGCUCACUCUAGUUCUAUGGUCCAUCCUAGUGCUGCAGUAGGAUCUUCGCGGAGUAAGACAGUAGAUAAUUCUACGAGGAAUAAAUUAAGAGCACAAAGAUUUCAAAAGUAUCUGGCACCAGCUGAAUCAUCUAUGAUCUCUUCUGCUAAAAGGAAUGAAACUAUGCAUGCAAAAGAAUCUGAAAUGAAGAAGAGCAGAAUCCAUUACUCUGGACCCUUGGUGCCUCCAGGAGGGAAUUUAGAAGACGUACUUAAAGAGCACGAGAGACAAAUUCAACAGGCAGUACGUAAAGCUCGUCUUGACAAGGCUAGAACCAAUAAAGGCUACGACAAUUACAGUUGAAGAGUUAUUUUGAUUAACAACACUCCAAAUAAUGGUGCUGCCAAUUAAGGAACCAGCGAUCGUUAUUUAACCAGACGAAGGGCUGCAGCCGGCACACCCUGCAAUUAAUUUGGUACGAGUCUCACCACUCCAGUAGACCAAGAAGAGAUAUUACCUCGCAGAUCUGACCAAGAUUGAACUGGUUAUGUAUAUUCACAAUGAAACCAGUGGUGCUGUGAUGGAAACUAUGUUGUAAUAAUUUUUUCUUCAGGUGAAACCACUCCAAAGAUUAUAAUUGUCAAGUGGGUAUUUUAAUUGUUUGGUAUAGCUUGAGAUAUUCGCUUUGUAUAGUGUUAAAAAAGGCUGUUUUAUAUACACAUUGUAAAUUAUCCAUUGGCUUU
This is a messenger RNA of Humulus lupulus (European hop), 2631 nucleotides long. Its product is annotated as probable serine/threonine-protein kinase At1g09600. Gene Ontology annotation, biological process: positive regulation of transcription elongation by RNA polymerase II; protein phosphorylation. Gene Ontology annotation, cellular component: cyclin-dependent protein kinase holoenzyme complex; nucleus. The record is from RefSeq and is a predicted model, not a curated record. The transcript is spliced from 8 exons. Lineage: Eukaryota; Viridiplantae; Streptophyta; Magnoliopsida; Rosales; Cannabaceae. Gene Ontology annotation, molecular function: ATP binding; RNA polymerase II CTD heptapeptide repeat kinase activity; cyclin-dependent protein serine/threonine kinase activity. The coding region runs from base 269 to 2251 and encodes 660 amino acids.